Messenger RNA from Bipolaris victoriae FI3, 390 nucleotides. RefSeq lists its product as hypothetical. NCBI's taxonomy places the organism in Eukaryota, Fungi, Ascomycota, Dothideomycetes, Pleosporales, Pleosporaceae. The transcript has a single exon. The record is from RefSeq and is a predicted model, not a curated record. The annotation marks the transcript as partial.
AUGGCGUCGGCGGGCACAGAACGAGUGGUGGGAGUGGGAGAGGGCGUGGGAGAGAGCGCGGUAAGGCUGCGGAAGAGCAAAAUAGGUAAGUCCACCAAGGCGGCGGAAAGCAACGAUCGUCACCGGGCUGGCUGGCCUCUCGGAGCGAGCAGUUCGCAUCAAAACCCCCCCCCCCUAGCAUUUGGUGCCGAAGCUUGGCUCUGGAAUGCUUUGCUGAACGGAACUGCACUGAGCUGGUCUAACGCACACACACACAAGCCACCCUCGGCCAGGACUGCGACCACCAUCUCGCCCAUCACCACCACUACCGCCCCCAGCAGCUCCUCGACGUCGACACGGCACCGAGCGAGCCCUCACCAGCCUCACCACCGCCACACGCCCGGCCGCCCC